Manihot esculenta (cassava) is the source of this 2995-nucleotide messenger RNA. Its product is annotated as BEL1-like homeodomain protein 1. Gene Ontology annotation, molecular function: DNA-binding transcription factor activity, RNA polymerase II-specific; RNA polymerase II cis-regulatory region sequence-specific DNA binding. Lineage: Eukaryota; Viridiplantae; Streptophyta; Magnoliopsida; Malpighiales; Euphorbiaceae. Gene Ontology annotation, biological process: regulation of transcription by RNA polymerase II. The record is from RefSeq and is a predicted model, not a curated record. The coding region runs from base 665 to 2683 and encodes 672 amino acids. The transcript has 5 exons.
UCUUUUCCUUUCCUUUCUUUUCCUUUCUCUCCUUUUCCUUGAUAUGUACUUUCUUUUCUCUUAAUUUUCUCUCAUGGGUAUUAGGUCAUUGUAAGUGAAAAUUAAAAAAAAAAAGAAAGAAAAUUCUUGUUUCCUUUGUAGUGAAGAUGAUCAUGAAGCACGUGCACACUCAGAUUUCCAUCACAACAGGUUCUAAUUAUAUAAAAAAACUAAUACUAUAAUCAAUUCUUCUCUCUCUUUCUUUCUCUGUCAAUCUCUCUCUAUUUCUAUAUAUAUAUAUAAGCAACCCUUCUCCAUAUCCUCCUCCCUUUCCCCUCCGUCCUCCUCCUCCUAGAUUUUAUGUUCUUACUUGAUGAAGUUUACUGUAAUCUAUAAUUGAACAAGAAGAAGAAGAAGAAUAAGCAACAGAAUAGUUAAUUCUAUUGAGAUCUCAUGAACUUGUACAUAGCUUCAUAUUCUUUCAUCUUCAUUUGCUUUCAGAAUUCCUCAUUCUUUUCUUGUCUCUUAGCUCCGGGAAGGCUUUCACUGGAAACAGAUGAUCGGAGUUUUCUUCUGUAAUAGUAUUCCGUCGAUUUCAACUGUUUCUUUGAUGGGUUGAUCAAGAAAUCUUCGCUAUCAUAAGUGCAGAGAAAAAGUCUACAAUUUUCCCAAGAAAACCAAUUCGAUGGCGACGUACUUUCAUGGGAAUCCGGAAAUCCAAGCAGCUGCUGCAGCUUCAGCCGAAGGCCUCCAAACCCUCGUCCUCAUGAACCCUACUUAUGUCCAAUACUCUGAUACACCACCAUCUUCCAACAAUCUCCUCUUCCUCAACUCCGCCGCCAACAACCUUUCUUCUCCACCACACCUCUCUCACGCGCCACCCAACACCCAGCAAUUUGUCGGCAUACCUUUGGACCCUAACUCCCAUGACACUUCAACUUUGCAUGGACUUAUUCCGAGAAUUCAUUACAACCUCUACAACCCAGUUGAUCCUUCCUCGGCUGCGCGUGACACUCCACGCGCUCAGCAAGGACUCUCUCUCAGCCUUUCAUCGCAGCAGCAACCGGGUUAUGGCUCACAGGCUCAGGCGGUAUCAGGUGAAGAUAUAAGGGUUUCCGGUGGGUCAGCUUCCUCAGGUUCCGGCGUGACCAAUAAUGGGGUGUCUGGUAUUCAAGGGGUGUUGUUGAGCUCCAAGUACCUGAAGGCUGCUCAGGAGCUCCUUGAUGAGGUUGUUAAUGUGAAUAACCAUGGGAUUAAGAAUGAAUUAUCCAAGAAAAGUAAUGGGAUUAACAGCAAUAAUAGCAACAAGGUGGUUGGAGAAUCAUCAGGUGGAGAUGGCUCAGCUGGUGGCGAUGCCGGCGGGAAGCGGGGAGCAGAGCUUACCACGGCGGAGAGGCAAGAAAUUCAGAUGAAGAAGGCCAAGCUUAUCAGUAUGCUUGACGAGGUGGAGCAAAGGUACAGACAGUAUCACCACCAGAUGCAGAUAGUGAUUUCGUCAUUUGAACAAGCUGCAGGAAUUGGUUCAGCAAAAACAUACACAGCUCUUGCACUGCAAACAAUCUCCAAGCAAUUCCGGUGCUUAAAAGAUGCAAUAACAGGUCAAAUUAAAGCAGCAAACAAGAGCUUAGGUGAAGAAGAUUGCCUUGGUGGAAAGAUUGAAGGUUCAAGGCUCAAAUUCGUCGAUCAUCAUCUUCGACAACAGCGAGCUCUUCAACAGUUGGGAAUGAUCCAGCACAAUGCUUGGAGACCCCAGAGAGGAUUACCAGAAAGAUCAGUUUCUGUUCUUCGUGCUUGGCUCUUCGAGCACUUCCUCCAUCCAUACCCUAAAGAUUCUGAUAAACACAUGCUUGCUAAACAGACGGGGCUCACUAGGAGCCAGGUGUCGAAUUGGUUCAUAAAUGCUAGAGUUCGGCUUUGGAAGCCAAUGGUGGAAGAAAUGUACCUGGAGGAAAUUAAGGAGCAAGAGCGGAAUGGAUCAGAGGACAAAUCUAGCAAGAGCGAACAUAAUGAAAAUUCAGCUUCAAAAUCAGUCCUGCAAGAGAGAGGUUCAGUUAAUGAGAAUCAGACUAAAAGUUUCAAGUCCUUCGACAGUUCUCCAAACCAGAAUGCUCCUGCAAUUUCAAUAUCUGCAGCUUCAACUUCCCCUGUAGCAGGAAAUGUAAGAAACCACUCUGGAUUCUCCCUCAUAGGCUCAUCUGAAUUGGAAGGUAUCACACAAGGAAGUCCAAAGAGACCCAGAAGCACUGAAUUGAUCCAAUCCCCAACUAGUGUUCCUUCCAUGGAUGUCAAGCCUGGUGAGACGAACAAUGACCAGAUUUCAAUGAAGUUUGGCAAUGGGAGGCAGAGUAGAGAUGGCUACUCAUUCAUUGGAGGCCAAACCAACUUCAUCGGAGGUUUCGGCCAAUACCCAAUAGGGGAACUUGGAAGGUUUGAUACAGAACAGUUCACACCAAGGUUUCCUGGAAAUGCUGUUUCUCUCACUCUUGGUCUUCCCCAUUGUGAAAACCUCUCCUUAUCAGGCACCCAUCAAAGUUUUCUUCCCAGCCAGAACAUUCAACUGGGAAGAAGAGUAGAAAUUGGCGAACCGAAUGAAUUCGGAGGCAUCAACACAUCCACACCGCACUCUUCAACUGCCUAUGAGAGCAUCAACAUUCAGAACAGAAAGAGGUUUGCAGCACAACUGCUACCAGACUUUGUUGCCUGAUGACAAAGCCAAUGCCAUGGAGAAGUCACCAGUGGAGGUCUCCACGGCUCCAAGAUCUCUUCACACUAUUUCUUGCUGUUCCAACAAUUAAUAGGGAACAAGGAUAAAUGCAUGGUAGUGUAAAGAAAGAACAAAUUUUACAUAGUAUAGGUCUAUACUUUGGCAUAUAACCAUUUGAGUUCUUAGAUAGCUUAGGAUUAUAUGGGUUGAGGAUUGUAUAUUAUUUUUGCAAGUUUUUGAAGAUGGAUAGAUGGAUUGAUGUUAUAAGAAUUAGUUAUUGGGGUAUACUAAUAUAUAUUGAUUGUGAGCAAA